AUGCGGUCUGGGCAGCGUAGAAGCGGUUUGGGGCAGCUGGAGGAGGACCGCAAAAGCGGUAUUGGAACCGCAUGCGAGGUCGCAGAUGCGGUCUGGGCAGCGCAGAAGCGGUUUGGGGAAGCUGGAGGAGGACCACAGAAGGGUCGACCGCAGUCUCCACUUAGUCGUAACCCUAGCAGUAAUCAUGUUGAAAACACAACUGAAAAUAUAGAAUUAGAGGGUGGAAAAGGAAAAAAUAUUAAUGCCGCGUUAGUUGAUGAAACUCCCUACCUGUCAUUACCCGAUACAAAUUCCAAACCAGUCAUAGAAGAUGUUCCUGUGACUGAUAAGGGAAAAGGUAAAGUUGUUGAGGAUUCUGAGUUAGGGGGAAGCCGACGUGAAUCCGUGCCUGAAUCAGAGAUUCAACCAGUAGAUGUUGAUUGUAGCGAUGAUUCUCAGUUAAAGAAGAGAAAAAUUGGUGUCGCACCCAAGAAGUUAUACUUUGCAUUAGAUGAUUUUGUACGUGAUCUAGUAUUUAGGCCAGUUGAUAGUGGUGGGGAGAAGCAAGUAUGGAAGGAAUGGGACCGUUGUUGGGAUUUUCUUGUGCCUAUUGACUUAGAUUAUAAACCAAAGGUUGAUUGGGAUACCAAUUGCCAUGUUAUUCAUCAAUUGAAAGCGAAUUUAUCAAAGCGGCAACUUCGACUGUUUAAGAAAACAUGCUUUGGCUAUUUUUUGGAUCUGCCACCAGUGAUUGUGCAGAUUCGUGUUAUGCACCAUUUGCUUAUGAGAGAAGUACAUCAUGAGGUUAAAAAUGAGAUGCGGUUUGUAGUGAAUGAUUCUAGGUUGCGGUUUGGCUUGGGUGAAUUUGCACUUGUUACUGGGUUGAAAUGUAAGGGUGGUACAAGUAUAGAGAGCAUAGCAGAGAAUAGGUUGAUUUCAAAAUAUUUUGGGACUGCAUCCGUGACAUUUGCCCAACUAGCAGACUGUUUUAAGAAGAAGAAAUGGGAAACGGAUGAUGAUGCGUUGAAGAUAGCAGUUCUGUAUUUUGUCAACAACUUCUUAUUUUCUCAACUCAAAACAAAGGCUAUUUCACGGUCUUACAUUGACUUGGUUGAGUCUGGUGAUUUUAAUAAUUAUCCCUGGGGUAUAGAUGUUUAUAAAGCUACAAUUGACUCGUGUUCCAACAAGUUUCAAGAUAAGCCUUCUUUUUAUAGACUUGGUGGCUUCCCGUUGGCUUUACAGACUUGGUUGUAUGAAUGCUGCCCAAGUUUGGAUGGUCACUUUGCUGAUCAUCUUGGAAACAACAAACUUCCACGAAUUUUGAAAUGGGCAGUCAUGGGUCAAAUCCCGAAUGAGCGAGUUGCUUUGCAAAUGUGUAGCUUGCAACGCAAGCAGCUAAAGAACAUCACCCCAACUGAUGAUGAGAAGAAACAAUUUGAUCCAACCCGAUAG
Nicotiana tabacum (common tobacco) is the source of this 1431-nucleotide messenger RNA. The record is from RefSeq and is a predicted model, not a curated record. NCBI's taxonomy places the organism in Eukaryota, Viridiplantae, Streptophyta, Magnoliopsida, Solanales, Solanaceae.